ACUUCGUUUCCUGCUUUCUGUUCAACAAUCUACAGCCAGUUUAUUAGAAUAUUUAAUAAUGGAUAUAGGAGAAUUGUUAUCGUUCAAGCCCGAGCAAACACCGAAGCGUCCGUCUGAUUUCGAAAGGGAAAACCAGGAUGACGACGAUGCCGAUAACUCACCCGAUCCGUCGUCUCGGAGUCAACCGCCCCAAAAGGCACGUCGAUCGGAGCAGGCCACAGGUGUACGGGGCAAGCCGAGCCUACCGGCGAAGGAACCGCAGAUAACCGAACAGGAGCGGCUGGACAUUCUCAAGUUUGUCGAGACGGAAGAACCGGAUGGCGACGUACUCGACGAUAGUGGAUUGAAGAAAAUGCUACUGCUGUUCGAGAAGCGUGUGUUGAAAAACCAAGAGAUGCGCAUCAAGUUCCCGGAGAGUGCGGAAAAGUUUAUGGAAAGUGAAAUCGAACUAAACGACGCUAUCCAGGAGAUGCACGCGGUCGCCACCGUGCCCGAUCUCUACCCGUUGCUGGUCGAUCUGAACGGCGUAGCUAGCUUGCUGGAGCUGCUGUCGCAUCAAAAUUCCGACAUCAGCGUUGCGGUGGUAGACCUGCUGCAGGAGCUAACCGACGUGGACAUCCUGCACGAAAGCAUGGACGGAGCGGAAACGCUAAUCGAAGCCCUCCGGAAGCAGCAGGCGGCCGGGCUGCUGGUGCAGAAUCUCGAGCGGCUUGAUGAGUCGGUAAAGGAGGAAGCAGACGGGGUGCACAACACGCUGGCCAUAUUCGAGAACCUGAUCGAAAUCAAGUCGGACAUCGCGAAUGAGGUGGCCGCACAGGGAUUGCUGCAGUGGAUAUUGAAGCGCCUGCGCGCCAAGAUGCCAUUCGAUGCCAACAAAUUGUACUGCAGUGAGAUCCUCUCGAUUUUGGUGCAGGACACGAACGAGAACCGCAUCCUGCUGGGAAACAUCGAUGGUAUCGAUGUGCUGCUGCAACAGCUGGCCGCCUAUAAGCGGCACGAUCCGAGCUCGGCCGAAGAGCAGGAGUUCAUGGAGAACCUCUUCAACAGCCUCUGCUCGGCGCUGAUGGCGAAGGAAAAUCGCGAAAAGUUUCUGAAAGGCGAGGGCCUUCAGCUGAUGAAUUUGAUGCUCCGCGAGAAGAAGCUGUCGCGCAACGGCUCGCUUAAGGUGCUUGAUCACGCAAUGUCCGGACCGGACGGGCGCGACAACUGCAACAAGUUCGUCGACAUACUCGGACUCCGCACGAUCUUUCCACUGUUCAUGAAGACACCGAAACGGAACAAAAAACGGCUCCUCAGCACGGACGAGCACGAGGAGCACAUCGUGUCGAUCAUUGCCAGCAUGCUGCGCAACUGCAAAGGAUCCCAGCGGCAACGGUUGCUGGCCAAGUUUACCGAAAACGACUACGAAAAGGUCGAACGGAUAAUGGAGUUGCACCGCAAGUACCUGGACAAGGUGGAGGCAAUGGAUCGUGAAAUUGAUCAGCAAAUGCGCGCCGAUGACGAGGAACAGGAUGACGACAUGACUUACGUGAAGCGCCUCUCUGGUGGCCUGUUUACGCUCCAGCUGGUCGAUUACAUUAUCCUCGAGAUCAGCUGUACCGAUGUGGUGAAGCAGCGCGUGGUUAAGAUACUGAAUCUGCACAACGGUUCCAUGAAAAUGAUCCGCAAUGUGAUGCGGGAGUUCGCUGGCAACUUGGGCGACGCGGGGGAUAGCGAUUGGCGCGAACAGGAACAAUCGCACAUACUGCAGCUGAUCGAUCGAUUCUAGUUGUAGUCCGUGUAUCCUACCAAUGUAGCAAAUAAACUAACAUCCGAUGUGUACAGCGCUAAUACUGCAAUUAUGCACUCGCAACCGGAAGUUCAAAUGUCCUUUGUUUUUAAUCAAUUAUAGAAACUUUCUGGCCGUACCAAACGAAAGGUUUCCAUUCGCUAUUAAAUACUGUACGCCAUAGAUUUAACAACCAUCAAUUCCAGCGUUAAGUAAAGAUAGUACGAAGGG
Messenger RNA from Anopheles coustani, 1999 nucleotides. RefSeq names its product beta-catenin-like protein 1. The record is from RefSeq and is a predicted model, not a curated record. Bases 59 to 1768 code for a protein of 569 amino acids. Lineage: Eukaryota; Metazoa; Arthropoda; Insecta; Diptera; Culicidae. Gene Ontology annotation, cellular component: spliceosomal complex. The transcript has 3 exons.